AUGCUGCUGUUUCUGAUCCUGCAGACGAUCCUGGUCGGAGACAGCGGUGUGGGGAAAACAUCUCUGCUGGUUCAGUUUGAUCAGGGAAAGUUCAUCCCCGGCUCUUUCUCUGCUACUGUGGGAAUCGGCUUUACGGAAUAUUCUCACACACACAAUCACACAGAUAUCCUCUGUGUUUGUCAGAUCUGGGACACUGCAGGACAGGAGAGAUUCCGCAGCGUCACACACGCGUAUUACAGAGACGCUCAGGCGCUGCUCCUGCUCUACGACAUCACCAGCAAAUCAUCCUUCGACAACACACGGGCGUGGCUUACAGAGAUCCAUGAAUAUGCUCAGGAUGAUGUGGUCAUCAUGCUGCUUGGUAACAAGUCUGACAUGUCAAGCUCGAGGGUGAUCAGAAGAGAAGAUGGAGAGAAACUCGCCAGGGAAUAUGGGGUGAUUUUCCUGGAGACCAGCGCCAAAACUGGACUCAAUGUGGAUGAGGCCUUCAUGACUGUGGGCAAAGAGCUGGUGAGACGUGCUGUUCAGCUUCCCGUCGAACCGACGUUUCACCUUCACGACGUGAUGGAGCCGCAGAAGGAGACGUCAGGCUGCUGUUUCAGCUAAAACUGAGAAAACAGAGACAAACAGCAGGUGCAGACGCUCACAUCUCAGCCAGCAGACAUGCGCAAUCCUCAUUUACGUUACUGAAUCCUGAUAUACAGUUGAAGCCAGAAUUAUUAUCCCUCCUGUAUAUUUUUCUCCAAUUUCUGUUUAACGGAGAGCAGAUUUUCUUUAACACAUUUA
Molecule: messenger RNA, 786 nt
Organism: Danio rerio (zebrafish)
Lineage: Eukaryota; Metazoa; Chordata; Actinopteri; Cypriniformes; Danionidae
Source: RefSeq, a predicted model, not a curated record